This is a messenger RNA of Sitodiplosis mosellana (orange wheat blossom midge), 2185 nucleotides long. RefSeq names its product probable serine hydrolase. The transcript has 2 exons. The record is from RefSeq and is a predicted model, not a curated record. Lineage: Eukaryota; Metazoa; Arthropoda; Insecta; Diptera; Cecidomyiidae. Bases 743 to 1759 code for a protein of 338 amino acids.
UAGUUUUAAAAAAAAAAUUGACAGAUUUUUCGAAAUAUUGAUACAUCAGUAGCAAAUUGUAUAUUGUCAUUGAAAAUAUCAGUCAAAUUAUGUCAUUUUUUCUAUUCUAAGAAUUGAAGUUUUGUCAAUAGGGAACCCGAACGCAUGAAGGGGAACGAAACUAUCAGCUGUUUUGUCUACAUCGCGUAAUAUUUCCACUGUCAGUAUCUUUUCUCUUUCCCUCCUCAGCAAAAGACAUUUGUACAAUUCGUUAAUUGAGGUAAAAAAAGCGAUUGUGAAAUUUACAUUUAGGUAUCAAGGAAGUUGCGGUUCAGACAAGCGUUCAGUUCAGUGUUGAAAGUCAAUUUCACGAGGCAGACAUUCGUGUGUACGACAGAAUUGUUUUCUGUCUCUUUGUGUAUCGAUAGCAAAGUAAAUUGUCGUAUAGUUAGUUGUUAAAUCUAAUAAGUUUUUAGUUGCUUUCGUUACAAAGACGUGGCUUCGGGUGAUACUUUAUCGAUUUCUAGUUAAUAUCAGAUUUAUCAGUCAUCAUUCAUGAACAAGUGAUUAGGGUGAAUGGGCCAUGAACUUAUCACACCACAUGCAGUAAAGUGUUAGUUGUUUGACAGUGAACAAAAUAAGACAAAAAAAUCAUCAUACGAAUAGUAAUUUAUUCGGGAAUUUAAAAACGAAAAUCAGACUUGAUUAGAAUUAUUACAACCAAAAUUUCGGCGUAUAAGCCCAUAAUUACAAAAAGCAAGUCAUGCCUGAUACUAAAGUGUUGUCAUCCAACAACGUUGAUGAGGCUAGUUCAACAGCAAAUGGGGAAAUUCAUCAAAGUGAAGUGAAGAUACCAGAGCGGAAAUGGGAAGAAAUAACAAUUAAUGUACCAUGGGGCCAUGUAGCCGGCAAAUGGUAUGGAGAUCGCGAUAAACAGCCUUUAUUAGCGUUUCACGGAUGGCAAGACAAUGCUGGAACAUUUGAUCGACUAAUUCCACUGUUACCAAAGACAAUUCCAGUUUUGGCCAUAGAUUUCCCUGGACAUGGUCGAUCGUCUCCAUUCCCUCCCGGUGUUCAGUACCAUAUUUUCUGGGAUUUUGUCCCACUCGUACGGCGAAUUGUGAAGCACUUUGGUUGGGAAAAGGUAAAACUCUUGGGUCAUUCUUUAGGCGGUGCUGUGUGUUUCAUGUAUGCGGCUUCAUUUCCCGACGACGUUUCGCAGUAUAUUAGCAUAGAUUUGUAUGGACCUUCGAUUAGAAAUCUGAAAAAGUACGCUGCCAUGACCGGAAAAUGUAUUGACAAAGCGCUGGAAUAUGAAACGCUGCCUGAAUCAAAGCUUCCAUGUUAUUCGUACGACGAAAUGGUCUCAGUGGCUAUGGAUGCAUACGACGGAUCGAUUGAUCGGAAAUCCGCUGAGAUUUUGAUGAUCCGGGGAAUGAACGAAGCACCAAAGAAUCGUUCGAAAGACGGUUACUUCUUCUCCAGAGAUCUUCGACUGAAAGUUUCCAUUUUGGGUCUUUUUUCAAUAGAGCAAGUAUUAGCUUAUGCAGAGCUUAUAAAAUGCCAUGUGCUGAAUAUCAAGGCGGUGCCUGGAAUGAAACAUGAAAGAGAAGAGGUUUACCCCAUGGUUAUUGAUGCCAUACGAAAAAAUGCAACCGUUGAAUAUCAUGAAGUGCCUGGCACACAUCACUUGCAUUUGACAACACCCGAACGAAUUGCUGGAAUUAUCAGUGCAUUUUUACUGAACCCAGACGCGGUCAACGAUUCUAAUUCUGAUUAAAUCUUAUCAACUAACCUGAUAUGACUUAAUUUUGUUUUUAUUUAUUCGAAGGAAAGAUGUAUCUUACUUUUUAAAACAAAUUUACAGAGGCAAAACACUUGCCAAUAGCUACGAUACACAUCGAACACAUGUAAAAGAUGAAAGAAUUGACUAUUUAUUUGAACAAAAUUGAACAAUUAUUUAAAUAAACACCAAAAAAAUUGAGAAAUCAAUAAAAAUUUAUCUUGAAAAUGGAAAUUUGAGACUCAUAUAUUAUUCGCACAAAAGUUGUCAUGUAAAUUGCUGACAUUUUGCACAUCGAAUCUUAAAAUAGUCUUCUGUUGAAUAAGUGGUAAAAGGAACGAUAUGAGAAAUAGAUAUACGAAAAAAGUACAAAUUGAAGAAAGCACGUAAUAAAUUUGUAUGUUGUUAUACACAAUGAACGUA